AUGACAGAGCGAAAGGAAUAUCUCAAUGGAAAGGAUUUUCAAGAAGGUCUCAAGGCACUUGACGCUGAAAUGGGUCGCAAUCCCUGGCUCAUCGCAUUCGCCCCCAUCCGCAUCAUUACAGCAGGCGGCUUUCUUGCGGUGUCUUAUCUCAAAAGUCGUGAGAGCACCGGUGAUAUUGACUACCUGAUCGACCCCGAAUUUGCUGGAGACAAUGAAAUCAAAACUGCUCUUCGAACCGCCGUUUCCUCUGUCGCGUCUCAACUUCGGUACAACGAGCAAUGGAUCAACGAAGACAUAGCUAUUUUCGUCACCGGAAACGCUCGGAAGAGAUUGUUCGCCGAAGCUGAAAGGCAAGGCAUCAUACUCUUCAAAGGGGAGAAUCUGGAAAUUCUUGCUGCCCCGCUGGAAUGGGCUCUCGAGCGCAAAUUGAGGAGAAUACACGCCGCAGACCGAGACCGCAAGGCAGAGUACGAUAUGACAGACGCGCUCGCCCUUUUAAAAUACCUCAGGGAGCGCAACCGGGGCCCUCUCGAUGGGGAAUCGAUUCGCACGAUGAACAUUAAUGGGUUUGAUGUUAUUCCAGACCGUAGCACAAUGGAACUGGUAGCCCACGCAUACCGCCGCCAGUAUAAUGAGGAUGUUUUCAAAUAG
This is a messenger RNA of Penicillium cinerascens, 651 nucleotides long. RefSeq lists its product as uncharacterized. The record is from RefSeq and is a predicted model, not a curated record. NCBI's taxonomy places the organism in Eukaryota, Fungi, Ascomycota, Eurotiomycetes, Eurotiales, Aspergillaceae. The transcript has 2 exons. Bases 1 to 651 code for a protein of 216 amino acids.